Molecule: messenger RNA, 6144 nt
Organism: Chelonia mydas (Green sea turtle)
Lineage: Eukaryota; Metazoa; Chordata; Testudines; Cheloniidae
Gene: PER1
Product: period circadian regulator 1
Biological process (GO): circadian regulation of gene expression; negative regulation of transcription by RNA polymerase II; entrainment of circadian clock by photoperiod
Cellular component (GO): nucleus; cytoplasm
Molecular function (GO): transcription cis-regulatory region binding; transcription corepressor binding
Source: RefSeq, a predicted model, not a curated record
GAACUCCUCAGAGCAUUCUUUCCCUUCCGGCUGUGUCAUCCCCUCGCCCACCCUGUCUAAUUAACCCCUGGCAGGAACACGGCACUUCCCCUGAGUGGGCGAGGUCAGGGGGCCGCCACUCUCCAGAGCCCUGCAUCAAAGGGCCGGCGGGGGUGGCGGGAGAAUGGGCCUGCAGAUGAGUGAGGUGUCUCCAGGCGGCAGGAAACAAUGUAGCUGGCGGGGAGGGGGCCUCUCCUGACCUGCGGGCGCCUCUCGCUGCGGCUGAGUGGAGGGGAGCGCGGGUGUGAAUCCAGCAGGGCUCCGGUUUUCGUGAUGAGGACUGAGGUGGGGGACCCGGGCCUCCCAUCCGCAGCAAAAAGGGCCCUGUCCAACUCCCGGGGGUGCCAGGCCUUUGGCCUCAGAGCUGUCUGCAAGGGAAACUGAGGCUGGCUGCGUGCCUUUUCCGUGGUGCAGUGAGGAAACAGGCAGGAGUGGUAGCGUAGCAAAACGGUCCCCGCCCUCCCCCCGCCGCAGUGCUGGUUUGCAGUGUCUCGAGGCCUCGGGGCAGCCAGUCCCUGUCCCGCAGAGCAUGCGGUUAGAGAACGGGAUGCUUGGCGAGAUUGGGGGACAGGGCCCAGGGGCUUCAAAUCUGUGCUGCUGGUCUGUGCCUCAGUUUCCCCAAUUAUAAAACGGGGGUGAUCGCCCUGCCUCCCGGGGGGUUGCCAGGAUAAAUGCAUGAAAGACCGGGAGGCGGUCGUGUACUGUGGGGACCAGACAAGCGAGAUCUCUCGGCGGCUCCGUUUCUGGCCCUGGUGGGGUUUGGGUUUGCAGACUCAACUCUCUGGGCUGUGCCAGGAGCAGAGGGUUUGCUCUGGGGCGCCCGGCUGAAUGCUCCUCUUUCCUCGUAUUUGCCGACAACGCAAAUAUUUAUCAGCAGGCCGCUUCGGAGGGGACGCCUUAUCAGCCUGCGUGGGCCAGAGUCAAUAUUUUCGCCCCUCGCGGCUGCACACGCCUUUGCCUCCGUGCUCAGGCUGUGUUUCCUCUGUGCCUCUUGUUCGGGGAUCUCUUAUCUGCUGAAAUAAAUAAUAUUUACCAAGGCCAUGCUCCUGCCUGCUGCUCGCUACUGAAUGGCUUUCCCACCUUCCCGGUGCCGUCUGUGUCUCUUUGGUCCUGGCAUCUGGCCGUCUGGCUUUGGCCUGCAGUCUGCCUAUUGACUGCCCCAGAUGCGCUCGGAGCUGUACAAACCCUGAACAAAUAGUUGGGUCCUGCCCCAUCCCUGUCCCCUUUCUUAUUGUGAGCAGCUAAGGCCGGGGAUGUGAAAAGACUUCACCAGCAUGAUCUUGUGGGCUGGGUCCAACCCCCCCCUUGCAUCUGCCUCCCGUGAUCUCUGCAUCUCAGUUCUCGUCUCUUUGGGGAACAUCGGGAAGCGACGGGCCUGGGGCAGCCGGUGACCGUGAGCGAGCCGUUUGAGCGGGCGUCUCUGGAAUGGGGUUUUGUUUUUGUAGGGGCCGGGUGAUGGAUCCAGGGUGGGUUUUUAAGGACCUCGGGUGAAAGGGUUAGAAAGGAUCCGGGUGAGAUUUUUGGAUUGAAUUGUGGGUCUUCCCGCCCCGCAGUUUGUGGAAAUUUGGGAAAUCUCCAGUUGUCCUGGCCCGGGAACCCCCCCAGAUCUGCCUCGUUACCAGCCCUGUAGGGCCUUACAGCAAAAAUCCUGGCACAUCCUGCUUGGCUCUGUUUUUCCCCCUGAUCUGAUUUUUUUUUUUUUUUUUUUUUUUUUUUGAUGCCCUGCCAGCAGCUGGCAUGAGGUUUGUUGAUGCUUUCGCUGGCUGAUUAUGCGAGCAGGCCUGGCUCCCAUUGGUCGGCCCGCUCAGCCAAUGAGUGCCGCCCCGGAACCUGGGGUGACAGCACCACGGUCCACGUGCGGGCAUGUGUAACACGGCGCUGACAUCACCCGGCGGCCGGCCAAUGCCGAGGCCGCCGGGUGUUACACAAUUGGGGACAGCGUCUCUGCCAGAGCCGCCGGGUGCUGGUGGCAGUUCGGGGGCGCCCGGCUAUGGAGGAUGCACCCUGGAGCCCUGGGCAGCCAGGAGGAACCGGCCGGCCGUGGUGAGGUUUGCAGCACCAAAGUCACCAGAGACUCCCCGCUGUCACUGUACAGCCUACGACUUCUCCGACCGGAUCCGUCUCCUGCCCCGACCCCUGCGCCUCCCCGCGGGCCGGGUGAUGUCCCCGGGUCCUCCCCGAUCAUGAGUGCCAGCUGCGAGCCGGGCCAGACGCCCUUCGAGGGGGCGAGCGUGAUUGGGGCCAACUCCGGAGCCCCCCGGCGGACCCGGGCCCAGCGAGGGGCCGAGCCCCAGGGCCGGGCCACCGACGACAUGGAUGCCAACAGCAACGGGUCCAGCGGCAACGAGUCGCACGGCCGGGACUCCCUGCGGAGCGACUGCAGCAGCAGCGGGAACGGCAAGGACUCGGCCCUGCUGGAGACCACCGAGAGCAGCAAGAGCACCAACUCCCAGAGCCCGUCGCCCCCCACCAGCUCCAUCGCCUACAGCUUGCUGAGCACCAGCUCCGAGCAGGACAACCCCUCCACCAGCGGCUGCAGCAGCGAGCAGUCCGCGCGGGUGAAGACCCAGAAGGAGCUGAUGAAGGCGCUGAAGGAGAUGAAGAUCCGGCUGCCCUCGGAGAAACGCGGCAAGGGCCAGUCGGGCACCUUGGCCACCCUGCAGUACGCGCUGUCCUGCGUCAAACGGGUCCAAGCCAGCCAUGACUAUUACCAGCAGUGGACCCUCGACGAGAGCCAGCCCUGCCACCUGGAUGUGGCCAGUUACACCGUCGCCGAGCUGGAGGGCAUGACCUCCGAGUACACCCGCAAGAACCCCGACACGUUCGCCGUGGCCGUCUCCUUUGUCACCGGCAAGAUCCUGUACAUCUCGGACCAGGCGGCCCUCGUCCUGCAUUGCAAGAGGGAGGUCUUCAAGGGGGCCACCUUCGCCGAGUUCCUGGCCCCCCAGGACGUCAGCAUCUUCUACGCCUCCACCGCCCCCUACCACCUGCCCUCCUGGAGCGCCUGCACCUCGGCCACUGCGGCCGCCGUGGGCUACACCCAAGAGAAAUCGGUCUUCUGCCGGAUCAGCGGAGGCCGCGCCCGUGGGCGGGAGCUGUCUUACUCCCCCUUCCGGCUCACCCCCUACCUGGCCAAGGUGCGCCCCUCGGACAGCGCCGAGGGCCAGCCCUGCUGCCUGUUCAUCGCCGAGCGCAUCCACUCGGGAUACGAAGCUCCCCGGAUCCCGACCGAUAAGCGGAUCUUCACCACCAGGCACACCCCCGGCUGCUUGUUCCAGGACGUGGACGAGAGGGCUGCCCCCUUGCUGGGUUACCUCCCCCAGGACCUGAUUGGCACGCCCGUCCUCUUCUACCUGCACCCGGAGGACAGGCCGCUCAUGCUGGCCAUCCACAAAAAAAUUCUCCAGUACGGCGGGCAGCCCUUCGACCACUCCCCGCUCCGUUUCUGCACCCGCAACGGCGAGUACGUCACCAUCGACACCAGCUGGUCCAGCUUCGUCAACCCCUGGAGCCGCAAGGUCUCCUUCGUCAUGGGGCGCCACAAAGUGCGCACGGGUCCCCUCAACGAAGACGUCUUCACGGCCCCCAAGGCGCUCAAGAUGCGGCCGCUGGAGCCCGACAUCCAGGAGCUCUCGGAGCAGAUCCACCGGCUGCUUCUCCAGCCUGUGCACAGCAAUGGCUCCGUGGGGCUCUGCAGCAUGGCCAGCAACGCGUCCCACGAGCAGUUCCUGAGCGCGGCCUCCUCCAGCGACAGCAACGGCCUCCCCGCCGAGGAGACGCAGGCCCAGCGGCCGAUGACCUUCCAGCAGUUCUGCAAGGACGUGCACAUGGUGAAGAACCAGGGCCAGCAGGUGUUCAUCGAGUCCCGCGCCAAGCCGCCGGCUGCCAAGCCCCCCCGCGCAGGCCCGGAGACACCCCAGGAUGGUGGCGGGCCGGGCAGGGAGGCCCCUUGUGAGGUGCAGCGGGGCCCGGGCCAUGUGGUGGCUUCCGAGGAGUCGGGCAGGAAGGAGGCCUCCAGUUACUCCUACCAGCAAAUCAACUGCCUGGACGGGAUCAUCAGGUAUCUGGAAAGCUGCAACAUCCCCAGCCGGGUGAAGCGGAAAUGCGGCUCUUCGUCCUACACCGGCUCCUCCAACUCCGACGACGACAAACAGAGGGCAGGCAGGGAGCCGGCCAGCUCGGCAAAAGAUGCGGCGGAGGAAAUGCAGCCGAGCCAGCCCAGGAGGGAGGAGGAGGAACCCGCCGCGGCGGUGGGACCCCCGCUGGCCCCGCUGGCCUUGCCCAGCAAAGCCGAAAGCGUGGUGUCCGUCACCAGUCAGUGUAGCUUCAGCAGUACCAUCGUCCACGUGGGAGAUAAGAAAGCCCCGGAAUCGGACACAGCGAUGCUGGAGGAGGGCCCCGGGCCGCGCCCCCCCCCUGACCGGGAGCAGUACCGCCGCGUGGGGCUCACCAAGGAGGUGCUGUCCGUCCACACCCAGCAGGAGGAGCUGGCUUUCCUCACCCGCUUCCAGGAGCUGAGCCAGCUCCACGUCUUCGACUCGCCAGCCGGGCAGGGUGCCGAGCCAGGGCACCGCGGCCCGCGGCGGGGCGCCGGCCGGCGUGGCAAAUCCAAGGCCAAGCGUGUCAAGCAGCACAAGGCGUCCGACAGCACCGGCUCCCCGCCUCCCCCGGGCCCCUGGCCCCCGCGGCCCCCCCCCCUGCCCUUCCCCGCCGUGGUGCCCGUCUUCCCGCCCAGCCAGCCCCCCGCCGAGCCCCCCCCCCACUUCCCCGCCCCUCUGGUGGCCCCCGUGGUGGCCCUGAUGCUGCCCAACUACGUCCUGCCCCCGCCGUACUUCCCGGCCCCCUUCGGGGGGGAGCCCUUCGGCCCCCCUGAGGCCUCGCGCUCCACCACGCCCGAGCGGCCCCACUCGCCCCCCUUCGACUCCCGCUGCAGCUCCCCACUCCAGCUCAACCUGCUGCAGAUGGAGGAGGCCCCCAAGGUGUCCGAGCGGCAGGAGGCGCCCGGUGGCCAGCCCGGGCCGGGAAGCAGUGGGGCCGGCGGGCCGCCGGGGGCCGGCGAGCUCGGCCCGCAGAAGGAAACCUGCCUGGUGGAAGCUCAGGACUCCUCCAACAACGACGCCCUGUCCAGCUCCAGCGACCUGCUGGACCUGUUGCUGCAGGAGGACUCGCGCUCCGGGACCGGCUCGGCCGCCUCGGGCAGCGGCUCCAUGGGCUCCGGCUCCGGGGGGGGCAGCACCUCAGCCUGCGGCACCACCAGCAGUAAGAGCAGCCACACCAGCAAGUACUUCGGCAGCAUCGACUCGUCGGAGCCGGAGCGGGCGGGGCAGCCACCGGGCGUGGGCGGGGGCGUGGGCGGGGCUGGCGAGCAGUUCGUCAAGUACGUGCUGCAGGACCCCCUCUGGCUGCUCAUGGCCAACACGGACGAGAAGGUGAUGAUGACCUACCAGCUGCCCGCCCGCCCCACGGCCGCCGUGCUCCAGGCCGACCGGGAGAAGCUGCGGGAGAUGCAGAAGCACCAGCCGCGCUUCACCGAGGAGCAGAAGAAGGAGCUGGCCGCGGUGCACCCUUGGGUGAAGAAGGGGCUGCUGCCCAAGGCCAUCAACGUCACGGCCUGCCUGGACUGUGGCAGUCACCCAGCCCCCCGCCUGGCGCCCCUCUUCGACACGGAGCCGCACGCCAUGGAGCUGAGUGCCACGCUGGAGCCCAUGGAGGAGGGCAGCGGUGCCCCCCCCUGCCCGGACACGGCCAUGGAGGAGGAGGAGGCCGGGCAGCCAGCCCGGCCCCAGGCGGGCGCCGAAAACGCUGGCUGAGCCCCGAGCCCGCCUCGACCCCACGCUCCCAGCCACCGCCGGCUGCCCCUCGGAGCCGGCCACCGCGCGGGAUGGACCAGACGUGCUGGCCCGGCCUCGGCCCCCGGACUGAGCCAGGCCCAGCCGAGCCGGGCCCUGCUCCGGCCCCUGCCCUGCCCGCGGGCGCCCCCGGGAGGCCGGGGCUGGCCCUGCGCAGGGUGGAGUAUUUAUUUUUGGAAGGUGUGUUUUUGUACGAAAAGGCGGGACAAUAAACCACGGCCGCGGCUGUCCCCAGCGGGCGGCAACGUCCCAGCGA